Messenger RNA from Metopolophium dirhodum (rose-grain aphid), 897 nucleotides. RefSeq lists its product as uncharacterized. Lineage: Eukaryota; Metazoa; Arthropoda; Insecta; Hemiptera; Aphididae. The transcript has a single exon. Bases 1 to 897 code for a protein of 298 amino acids. The record is from RefSeq and is a predicted model, not a curated record. Gene Ontology annotation, molecular function: nucleic acid binding.
AUGGAGAGGAAUGAUAUCGUCGCACUUCGGUGUAAAUUUUUACGACAAAUGUGUACGCUGCGAAAAAAUAAAGACGAUCGUCCAGUGGUUUAUCUCGAUGAAACGUGGGUAAACCAAAACCAUUCACGCACCCUUAUUUGGCAAAAUGAAAAUAAUUCUGGUGGUCUGAAGGUGCCGACGGGUAAAGGAGGCCGACUUAUUGUAUGCCAUGCAGGAUGUAGUCGCUACGGGUUUAUAGAAGGGUCAAAAUUGGUAUUUCGAAGCAAUACCGGAAAUACCACGGAUUAUCAUAAUCAGAUGAAUGGUGAAGUAUUCAAAGAGUGGUUUAUUCAACUGCUUAAAAAUCUAGAAGAGCCAUCAGUUAUAGUCAUGGACAAUGCGCCUUACCAUUCAAUCCUCAGAGACAAAUAUCCGAAAAGUAAUUGGAGAAAAACCGAAGUACAACAAUGGUUAAAUGAAAAAAAUAUUGAGUUCCAUCCAUUGGAAACAUUACCUGAACUUCGGCAAAAAGUUAAAAACCUAUUGCCACGUGAAAAAAAAUAUGAGCUGGAUGACAUUGCAAUUGAAAUGGGUCAUGAGGUAAUCCGUCUUCCACCAUACCACUGUAAGUAUAACCCAAUUGAGUUAAUUUGGGCUCAAGUUAAGGGCCAAGUAGCGAAAUUUAACAAUACUUUUAAAAUGGUUGAUAUUGAGCGGUUAACACACGAGGCAUUAGAUGCAGUAACAAUAGACGACUGGACGAAAUGCGUUCGUCAUGCAGAAGAAAUUCAGGACGAGGACAACAAAAAUGAAAUAAUGAGGGACACCAUGAUAGAACCAAUAAUUAUGACAAUAUUACCAGAUGACAGUGACUGGAGUGAUGAUGAAGAAGAUAUUGACGAAGAAAACCACGGAUAA